AUGAACGGCAAUAAUACGGAAUCCGAAAUGCUAGAGGGUCCAUCGCCGUCGCUGACGGUCCCUCCGCCACCAGAUGGGGGCAUGAAAGCCUGGACGCAGGCCGUAAUGGGGCAUCUAGUGGCUUUCAAUACUUGGGGCUAUAUAGCCAGCUUUGGCGUAUUCCAAGCUUAUUACCAAUCCGAACUCGGAGUUUCACCAUCGGCCAUUUCGUGGGUGGGAUCUGUGCAGGUCUUUCUCAUUUUCUUCGUCGGGACCUUUUCCGGCCGUGCAUUGGACGCCGGUUUUUUCUACCAUGUGUACUACGCUGGGGUAAUCUUACAGUUACUAGGGGUCUUCAUGACUUCCCUCGCCACCCAAUAUUGGCAACUAUUUCUUGCCCAGGGGAUCUGCACUGGCCUUGGCAGUGGUCUGCAGUUCUGCCCCGUGAUGGGACUUGUGGCCACCUACUUCUCCAGCCGCAGGGUAUUUGCCUUGGCAUUUAGUCUCGUCGGGAGCGGCACCGGCGGUAUGCUCUUCUCGGGUCUAGUAAAGAUCCUCAUGCCAAGCAUUGGAUUCGGAUGGACGGUGCGAGUGCUAGGCUUCGUGAUGGUGGCUACAAGCAUACCGACGACGUUGCUACUCCGGCCGCGACUGCCCCCGCGUAGAUCGGGUCCAUUAGUCGAUUGGGUCGCCUUGAAAGAGCCCACCUACAUUCUGUUCAUCCUCGGCAUGUUUUUGAACUUCUGGGGGCUUUAUUUCGCCUUCUACUAUGUCGGAGCUUUUGGUCGCACCGCCCUUGGCUUGACGUACUCGGAUUCAACCACAUUGAUCAUCGUGACCAACGGGGCAGGAAUUUUCGGGCGGCUUAUUCCUGCCUACCUAGCGGAUCGAUACUUUGGGCCUCUGAAUGCUAUCAUUCCUUUAAGUAUCGGGGCUAGCCUGAUGAUGUUUUGUUGGGCCGCAGUGGACUCGAGCGCGGGUCUCUACGUUUUCGCUGUCUUAUAUGGCAUAUUUUCCAACGGUAUACAAGGCCUCUGGCCUUCUACACUCUCCAGCUUGACACCAGAUCUGAGCAAGACUGGGGUCCGCAUCGGCAUGGGAUUCACCAUUGUCAGCUUUGCCUGCUUGACGGGUCCACCUCUCGGCGGAGCUCUCAUUGCAAGGGCACAUGGUUACAUCGGUGCCCAGAUAUGGGGUGGGUUGUCUUUUCUUCUUGGCGCCGUGAUCCUUGUGAGCGCUCGGCUGUUAAAAACUGGAACCACCAUGAAGGCCAAGAUUUGA
Molecule: messenger RNA, 1260 nt
Organism: Penicillium atrosanguineum
Lineage: Eukaryota; Fungi; Ascomycota; Eurotiomycetes; Eurotiales; Aspergillaceae
Exons: 1
Coding region: 1-1260 (419 amino acids)
Biological process (GO): transmembrane transport
Cellular component (GO): fungal-type vacuole membrane
Molecular function (GO): transmembrane transporter activity
Source: RefSeq, a predicted model, not a curated record